UCAUUCAGGGAAAAGGCUCUUUUCUAAACGUGGACGACAAUCACGACAUAUAUAAGACAUAUAAGGAGACCGGGUCCCCUGCACUUCCUUGUUUUUCUAAUUCGAAACCAAUCUCUCACAAUCAAAUCACCCGUACAUUAUUCAGAGGUGUGAGAAAAUGGCAUUGGAGAAGGCUCAGCAGAUCGUCUCAUCAAAUUCCGUUGUCGUCUUCAGCAAAUCGUACUGUCCUUUCUGCGUUGAUGUGAAGAAGCUGCUGUCUCAAUUAGGCGCCUCUUUCAAAGCCAUUGAAUUAGACACUGAGAGUGACGGAAGUGAAAUACAGGCAGCACUCGCUCAGUUGACUGGACAAAGAACUGUGCCAAAUGUGUUCAUUGGUGGGAAGCAUAUUGGAGGAUGUGAUGUUACUACUACCUUGCACAAAGAAGGGAAGUUAGUGCCUCUGUUGACUGAAGCUGGAGCUGCCAUCAGCAGUGCCUAAUACAAUUUACCUAGACAAUGAUGAAGGUGUCUAUUAUAAGGAACUAGAAAACUGAGCGUUGUGCUUCUAAAUAAGGCCAUAUAUCCUGGUUGACAAGUAUUGUUAUCUUAUUAAUAGCUGUUGUAUCUAUACUUGUUUUUACUCCGUAUUUAUUUCUCGAUCAUAUUAUGUGUUUAGUUCAUUGAUUUGGUUGUCUC
Messenger RNA from Chenopodium quinoa (quinoa), 675 nucleotides. RefSeq names its product glutaredoxin-C2-like. Gene Ontology annotation, molecular function: glutathione disulfide oxidoreductase activity. The coding region runs from base 158 to 478 and encodes 106 amino acids. Gene Ontology annotation, biological process: cellular response to oxidative stress. Gene Ontology annotation, cellular component: cytoplasm. The record is from RefSeq and is a predicted model, not a curated record. The transcript is spliced from 4 exons. NCBI's taxonomy places the organism in Eukaryota, Viridiplantae, Streptophyta, Magnoliopsida, Caryophyllales, Amaranthaceae.